AUGUCGGCCGUCAAGGCGCUGCAGCAGUGGUGCCGGCUCCGGUGCGAGGGCUACCGGGACGUGGCCAUCACCAACAUGACCACGUCGUUCAGGGACGGCCUGGCUUUCUGCGCCCUCAUCCACAGACACAGACCUGAGCUCAUCGAUUUUGAGUCGCUGAAGAAGGACAAUGUCUACGACAACAACAAACUGGCCUUCAAGGUGGCGGAUGAGGAGCUGGGGAUCCCGGCUCUGUUGGACGCAGAAGACAUGGUGGCCAUGAAGGUUCCCGACCGCCUCAGUAUCCUGACCUACGUCUCACAGUACUACAACUACUUCCACGGACGCUCCCCGAUCGGUGGAAUGGCAGCCAUUAAGCGUCCGGCCGAGGCCGCCACAGAUGAACCCUCUGGGAAGAAGAACCAGGCGGUGGUGGCGAAGGUGUUCCCCUCGUCCAAGCCUGCCAAAGAGAACAGCCCUCCCCGCUCUUCCCUCUUCAACAGGCCUCCUCCCUCCCCGAAACCAAGCAGGAACGUCACAAAGGACGUCCCGGUGGAGCGAUCCCAUCAAACAGGAACCCUGAGUAACAAGUGUGCAUCCUGUGACAAGCACGUUCACUUGGUGCAGCGACACCUAGUGGAAGGGAAGCUCUACCACAGGAGCUGUGCAAAGUCUCUGUCCUCUGCAAACACAUUGACAGCACUCAGAGAUUUACCCACAAACAACCCUGUGUCCAAAUUCGCUCCUCUACCCGACACGACUAAAGCCAGCAUAACCACUCCUCCCCAAGCCUCCUCCAGACUGGGGCCAACAUGGCUGACGGAGAAACCCAGCCCUCCUUCCACCUUGUCCACCACGGUUUCCCCCAUGCCUCCUUACCGGCCUCAUUUAGGCGUCUCUUCCGCUGCUAAAGAAACUCCCACGCCGCCUGUCUCCAAACCUGCAGCUCCACCGACUACUGGUGAAUCUACCGUCACUCCAACCACCUCCAUCAGCCCCAGGCCCGUUGCUGCCCCCCGCACCUCCACCACAGCAGCCAAGACGGGGAAGUCCAGGUUCAAGUUCUUCCAGUCCAACAGCAACAAUGACAACGAAGAGAAAAAGACCACAACCAUCGACAUGGACAUAGAUAAACCAGUGAAUGUGAGCGGUAAAGUCCAGGAGGCCGCGGCAGGUCAGGCUGUGACUGUGGUUGUAAAUAUCGGUGGUGGUGCCGGCAAAAAUGUAAUGACUCCAAACCUGGAUAAAGGUGGAGACAGAGCUAAAGCAGCAGGUGGAGGAGGAAAGGUGAGUUCGAAACAAGAAGAUGGUGAAAGCAACAAGAUGAAAGCUGCAGCAGGUGGAGGAAAAGUGAGUUUUAAACCAGAAGAUGCUGAAAACAUCAAGACGAAAGCAGCAGCAGCAGCAGCAGGUGGAGGAGGAAAAGUGAGUUUUAAACCAGAAGAUGAUGAAAGCAACAAGACGAAAGCAGCAGGUGGAGGAGGAAAAUUUAGUUUUAAACCAGAAGACGCUGAAAGCAACAAGACGAAAGCUGCAGCAGCAGCAGGUGGUGGAGGAAAAUUUAGUUUUAAACCUGAAGACGCUGAAAACAACAAGAUGAAAGCAGCAGCAGCAGGUGGAGGAGGAAAAGUGAGUUUUAAACCAGAAGACGCUGAAAGCUACAAGACGAAAGCAGCAGGUGGAGGAAAAGUGAGUUUUAAACCAGAAGACGCUGAAAACAACAAGACAAAAGCAGCAGGUGGAGGUGGAGGAGGAAAAGUGAGUUUUAAACCAGAAGACGCUGAAAACAACAAGACAAAAGCAGCAGGUGGAGGUGGAGGAGGAAAAGUGAGUUUUAAACCAGAAGAUGGUGAAAACAACAAGACAAAAGCAGCAGGUGGAGGAAAAGUGAGUUUUAAACCAGAAGACGCUGAAAGCAACAAGAUGAAAUCAGCAGCAGGUGGAGGAGGAAAAGUGAGUUUUAAACCAGAAGACACUGAAAGCUACAAGACAAAAGCAGCAGCAGCAGCUUUCAUCUCCGGCAAAAAGGAAACAACUCCAAACCUGGAUAAAGGGGGAGACAGAGCUAAAGCAGCAGGUGGAGGAGAAGGAAAGGUUUGUUCGAAACCAGAAGACGGUGAAAGCAACAAGACGAAAGCAGCAGCAGCAGUAGCAGCAGCUUUCAUUUCCAAGAAACAGACCGAGGAGAACAACAACAGCAGCAGCAGCAGCCAACCAACAUGGACGAGUGCUUUGCUGAAGAAACCCGACAAACCUGCUCAGGUGGAGACUCCUAAGAAGGAGACGGGGGGAGUCAGAGGGAGGGUGAAGCUGAGAGCCAACCCGUCGCUCCUCGCUGACCUGAUGCCUGUGGACCCCCCGACCUCUACCCCGACCCCGACCUCUACCCCGACCCCGGCCUCCAGGGGGGGACUGAGAACCAGAACUCCAGAGAGAGGGGACCCGAAGCCUCGCAGCCCCUCACCCAGCCCCUCAGCGUCGGAGAAGGAGUCCCCUGCAGACUGGAGGUCGAAGCUCAAACCCGUCGCCAAAGACACAAAACCUGCUGCUCCUCCACCGUGGGCGAACGGAGCUGGAAAGCCCCAGAACUCAGAGCCCUCUGCCGGGCCUGCCUCUCAUGGUUCUGCCCCGAGUGUCCCUGUCACGUCGCCUCCAUGGAAGGGAUUUCAGAAUGUUCCGAGAGACCAAACCACAAACGGCACCAAGUCGGAGUCAAAGACUUCGAAGAUGAAGCCAGACUACAUUCCUAAAGAGGACAUCAUGAAGGAGCUUCAGAGCAUUGAAGACAGCUUGAACGAGUUGGAGAGAAGAGGAGUGGAGCUGGAGGUGAAGCUCCGCAGCAGCGAGGAAGAGGGUGAAGAUGAGGAUGAGGUCAUGGUCGAGUGGUUCAACUUGAUCAGGAACAAGCAGGUGGCCAUGCGCCGGGAGUCUGAACUGGUUUACAUAGGAAAAACUCAGGACCUGGAGGAGCAGCAGCCCAGUGUUGAGCUGGAGCUCAGGAGACUGAUUGACAAACCAGACCGCCUGAAAACAGCCAUGGACAGAAAGAGGGAGAAGGAGCUGAUGGACAAGCUGGUGGAGAUCGUCAACGACAGAAACGCCAUCGUGGACGGGCUGGACGAGGACAGGCUCAGGGAGGACGAGGAGGACCAGGAGCUAAACAAGUUGAUGAUGAAUUUCACCGUAAAGAAGGACAAACCAAAGAAAAAGUCCAAACUGUUCAGCUGGGGCAGCAAGAAGGAGGGAUGAUGCUUCUCAAAGGUUCCGUCAGUUAUCGUCUUAAUGUCAGUGAUUCAGGGGACACUGUCAGUCGCUCUGUCACAUUCAGUGCUUUUAGAAAAAUACCCGAACCAGCCUUAAAGAUCUGACGUUCACACACACACACACACACACACACACACACACAUGGAUGAUGUUGAGGGGGAUAAUGACUCACCAGCCGGGGUUCAGUGCUCCGGUUGUUAGUUUUAAUCCCCUUCUCGUCUUAAUCUGCUUACUUAAUGCUCACACACACACCCACACAGACACACACACCCUCUGAACGUCUCCCUACUUAUUGAAAUGUUUCCUGUGUACAGUGACACUGAUGCUAAUGGGAGUUAAUGGGGAACAGGAGUCAUGGCGGAGGUCGGGCGCUCUGACCCUCGUGUUGUUGCUCACGUCAAACUACAUUUCUCCUUUUAACCACUAAUGUGUUUCACUGGGAACGUUUCGGGACAAACAUGACACUCGGCCAAUAACCAGUCUGUGUCGAGCACUGACCUUUGACGAGCUCUUUUUAAACUGGAUCGUUAUUUUAUACGAGGUUUUUUUUUUCGAGACGUAAUGUUUCCCUACCUGGUGGUUGAGACCUUUUUUCACAGCCUUUCCUUCAUUUUGUAAAUGAAUACACGAUUUUACAUGUACAAAUAUUAAGACAGAGAAAGAAGGGAAGUCUAAGGAGACGUAAUCUUUCUAUCCAAAUUCAAAAUGUGUCUUGAUGAAUCUCUGUAACUAUUUGAGAUCUGUAAAAAACUGCCUGUGCCUUUCUUAUUGUUCAUGUGGUGUCGGAAUAAUCAGAAGAAUUUGUAAAAUCAAGUCUUUAACAUACAUUUAAAAACAAUAUAAUGACGAGUUGAUACUGAAACGUGUGUAACAAAGUCACUGGAAAUCAGGUUCUGCUCUUUUCUUUUUUACUUUGUCACUUUCCCACGUGUUGUUCUUAAAUGUUUCCAUGUUUGAGAAAACGCAGGAUUCCAGUCUGGGUCAGGAGUUUUUAAUUUUAACUAAAUGGGAGAACUGGUCCAUAUUGGAUUUGAACAUGUGUUAAAUGUUUCUUAGCUUAAAUUACCUUUAAUGUUUUCAUGAUAUGUGUAUACUUGACUAAACUUCUCGCUUUAAACAGAAUUAGUUGCUACUUAAUGAAAUGUAAUGUUGUACAUACGUAAAAGAUCUUGACCUCUUUAUAUUUGUCGGAUGUGAAUAUUGUAAAAAGUUUGUUCUAACAAUGAUCUUAUAAUUAAAUGGAGAAACUGACCUGGAUUUUCAAUAAAUCACUUUAACAAA
Molecule: messenger RNA, 4524 nt
Organism: Pleuronectes platessa (European plaice)
Lineage: Eukaryota; Metazoa; Chordata; Actinopteri; Pleuronectiformes; Pleuronectidae
Product: MICAL-like protein 2
Exons: 16
Coding region: 1-3228 (1075 amino acids)
Molecular function (GO): protein binding
Source: RefSeq, a predicted model, not a curated record